AUGUGGCGGCCUUGGCGCAAAUCGUCGGUUAAGAUUCACGACACGUACUCCCCCACCGCUUCACUCUCCUUCAAAGACAUCCAACACCUCUGCACCGACGACUCCUCUUCCUUCCCCUCUUCACCUUCUCCUUCUCCUUCUUCCUCCGCCAAAAACGUCUCCAGAGUUUUUCACCGAGUCUGCGCAUCAAAUUUGAUCCUCCGAUCCUGGCCAACUAAACCUUCCAAUCAGCUCCUCCGCGCAGAUUCCGAGCCCGCCAAUCUACGGCAGAAUCCGGCGCCACCGAAGGCCGAACCAGAUUUACGGAUUUCGAUCCCCGGCGCGGAGAGCAGCAUCGUCGUCUACUUCACCAGCCUCCGCGUUAUUCGUCCAACGUUCGAGGAAUGCAAAGCCGUCACAGCGAUCCUCGGUAGCUUCCCCGUGCGAAUCGACGAGCGAGAUCUCUCAAUGGACCCGUCGUUCGCCGCCGAGCUGCAGCGGAUCUUCGGCGGUGGCCAGAAAGAGCAGAACCAGACGAAACCACCGAAGGUGCCGCGCGUAUUCAUCGGCGGCCGGUACAUCGGAGGAGCGGAGGAGGUUAAACAGCUCCACGAGAUCGGAGAGCUGAAGAAGCUAGUACAGGAGCUGCCAAGGAUUGAACCUGGCGUAUGCGAAAUGUGCGGUGGUCACAGAUUUGUGCCUUGCAACGCGUGUCACGGUAGCCAUAAGGUGCACACGGAGAAGCUAGGGUUCAGAACAUGCUCAGUCUGCAACGAGAAUGGUCUCGUUAGGUGUUCUUCUUGUUCGUUUCCACAUCUCUCGCCUAAUUCCUAG
Messenger RNA from Microthlaspi erraticum, 813 nucleotides. NCBI's taxonomy places the organism in Eukaryota, Viridiplantae, Streptophyta, Magnoliopsida, Brassicales, Brassicaceae. The record is from the annotation of a GenBank genome assembly.